GGGGGCGAGGCAGAGGCGGCUCGGCCCGCGCAGGGGCUCGCGCGGCGGCGGUUGUGGCGGCGCCAGAUGAAUUCCCGUGAGGUGUUUGCCCCAAGUGCCGGCGAGGAGAAGCUCGGAGGAGCGGCUGCAGGAGCGUGAGGACCGCGGUUUGUCAGCGCUGAGUGCCUGGCGCUGGCUGAAAAAAGAUAAAGCCACCUGAGUGUGUUACCAAGUUACGGAACAGCUGUCUUUUCAAACGUAUAAACAGAAAGGAUAUUCUCUACUUCCUUUUUUAAAUGAAAGAAGCUUUAACUAUGACUCUAGUGAGAGAACAUUGGGACAGCAUUUCCCCCUCUGCAGUCACUUGGGAGAGAACAAGGGAGCAGAGACCCAGCCUAUAUACUGUUUCAGAAAAAGAAAGAGGUUGAGCCAUGCCUUUGGUGAAAAGGAAUAUCGAACCAAGGCAUCUCUGCCGAGGAGCUCUGCCAGAGGGAAUAACUAGUGAACUGGAAUGUGUAACGAAUAGUACCCUCGCUGCUAUCAUCCGCCAGCUAAGCAGCUUAAGCAAACAUGCUGAAGACAUAUUUGGUGAAUUGUUUAAUGAGGCUAACAGCUUCUACAUCAGAGCAAAUUCCCUUCAAGACAGAAUUGAUCGCCUUGCUGUCAAAGUUACCCAGCUGGAUUCAACAGUAGAAGAGGUAUCGUUACAGGAUAUCAACAUGAAAAAAGCUUUCAAAAGUUCAACGAUUCAAGAUCAGCAGGUAGUGUCAAAGAACAGCAUUCCUAACCCAGUGGCUGAUAUUUAUAAUCAGAGUGACAAACCGCCUCCUCUGAAUAUUCUUUCGCCUUAUAGGGAUGAUAAGAAAGACGGAUUGAAGUUCUAUACUGAUCCUUCCUAUUUUUUUGAUCUCUGGAAAGAAAAAAUGUUACAAGAUACCGAAGAUAAGCGAAAAGAAAAGAGGAGACAAAAGAGAGAGAAACACAAGCUGAAUCCAAACAGAAACCAGCAGAUUAAUGUGAGAAAAGUAAGAACAAGAAAAGAAGAGUGGGAGAGAAGGAAAAUGGGCAUUGAGUUCAUGAGUGACGCAAAGAAAAUGGAGCAGGCAGGAAGCAUGAAAGAGGACAAAAUGCCCAAAGGGUCCCAUGCAUCUGAUGUUACAGAUUAUUCUUAUCCUGCCACUCCGAAUCAUUCCCUCCAUCAGCAGAUAGCAAUGCCUUCAUAUGGAACAGGAGAUGGUCCACAGUACAUGGGAGUAUCCCAAAGCCAUGAGCAUGAAUACAGACCACCUUCUACCACCGCACGACAUGCUACUUUAAACAGACCUCAGCAACCACCUCCACCUCCACCCCAGCCUUCAGAUGGCCAACAUAGCUCAGUACCUGUGGUACCAGCAGAAUAUGGGAUGGUUCCAGCUCAGAUGGUGGAUUAUUACAAUCCUACGGGGCCUCCCCCUCCUCCUCCCCCCCCAAUGAUCCCUUCAGCACAAACUGCGUUUGUGAGUCCCCUUCAGCUUCCUGUGCCGCCUUCCCAUCCCGGACUGGUGACGGGCUCUACAUAUGCAGCUACUCAUCCUCCUCCUCCUACUGGGCUUGUUGUCACUGCUCCUCCUCCUCCUGGCCCACCUCCCCCCCCUCCAGGCCCUCCUGCUGCAGCUUCAUCCCUCUCUUCCUCCCCCAUGCAUGCUCCUCCAGCUGCUGAGGCAAAACGCCAUGACGCUGCACAGCCGCCAAUAAGUGAUGCGCGAAGUGAUCUUCUUGCUGCCAUCCGAAUGGGAAUUCAGCUGAAAAAAGUGCAAGAACAACGUGAACAAGAAGCAAAGCGAGAACCAGUGGGAAAUGAUGUGGCAACCAUCCUUUCAAGACGCAUCGCUGUGGAAUACAGCGAUUCUGACGACGAUUCAGAAUUUGAUGAGAACGAUUGGUCAGAUUGAACCUGCUCUAAGCACACUGGCAAGUUCAUGAAAUACUUGGCUUCAGUGAUUGCUUUCUUAGCACGAUGUAAAGCAGGAUGUUGACAUGUAUUAAGGCUAGUGAUUGAAGUGCUAAAAUUGAAUUGGUAUUAUUCAGAAUGCUGUAGCUUAGCAACUCUGGUAAUAAUGUGAUUAUGCUUAUGCAGAUCAGAAACUUGUCUUACUUUCAGUAUUUACCGCAUAAUACUUAAGUGCCACUAAAUGUAGCAAAUCAUGUGCUGCGUGCAAAAUACGCUGCAGUUGUUGCACUGUUACAGAACCAGCAUUUUAUUUUACUUUCCUGAUCUUAAGGGAUAAAAUAUAUUUUUUUGACUUUGCAUCUUACUCUUUCAAUUAUGUAAACAAGUUGGGUACUUGUGAAUUGGUCUGCAUGUUAGCUUUUGAGGACAGUUAACUGUAUGACUGGGUGAAGUGCUGAGUUCCAUAAAUACACAACUUUUUAAAUUUUUAUUAGAUGCUAAUUAUGCCCAUGUUAAAAUGCAGCAGACAGUAACCAAAUACCUACUUAGUCUAUUUUUAAGCACAUCUGGGCUUAGUUUUUUUGCAUACAGAUUUAAUUCUAUAUAACUCAACCUUUUUUAAUAUUACAAAUGUAGCAGAUGAUGAAAUGUAUGCUCUGAAGAAUGAGUCCACGUGAUCCAAAAUUAACAUGUUAUGAGCAGACUGGACAAAUUUGUAACAGCAAUAGCCCUAGGUUGCUGCCUGCUUGUUGGGUAGAAUGCUGGGAAGCCUCAGGUAGGUGGUGAAUGUGUGUCUGUAUUAUAAAAGAGGGUUAAAACACCUGUACAGCUUUUCAGUUUUAUGAUACAGAUCAACUAGACACAAAAAUUUCAGGAUAGACCUGAUUGAAGCCAUGUGGGUGUUGCAUUGUAGAAACGUCAUGCUGUUAUUGCUGAAGAAUGGAACUCUGCCAGUCUACAUCUAGCAAUCAGAUACAUUUCACAAGUAUUAAACUUGGUCCUUUUGCUUGUAGGUACAAAUAUUUGUAAAUAAGUUUUGUUUGUUGAUUUGUGUAUGUAUAGUCAUGACAGAUUGUUUUCGGUUUCCUGUAGCACAUUUACUCAAAACUACCAUUACUUUGAAUGUAUUUCUUUCCUAGUACAUCGCAUUUAUGUAACAGUUAUUGGCAGAUAAAGCAGUUUUAAUGGCUGUUUAGGUACUGUGCUGUCUGUGUACAUUCUUUUUCUCUUUCCCUUGGAACAGUGGCUGACAUAGUCUGCUUUGGCUGUCUGUUUUCUUUAAAAGUAAUUCAUAUUUUUUUCUCAGUACAGUAUUAAAAUGUUUUUUUCUUUUGGACUGGGAGUAGGGCUGCUGCUUUGCCUAAUGAGGCUUUUAAAAAUGUAUUAAGAGGAGAAAUUUCUUUCAUUAACAGGUUAAUUUUAAUCUUUGUAACAGAAGUCAGUGUAAUUCCAGGUCUAAACAUUUGGUAAAACUCCUUUGUUCUGUGAGGCCCUGUCUGUUCUUAAAAAUAACAAAGAAAAAAAGUAUAUGAAAUGAAAACAAACAAAUGAAAUGGAAGAUCAUUAUCUAACCUCUGUUUACACAAUUAACAGUUUUUAGUCCUGAGAAUGUAACAGCCUAACAAAAUGUUUGCAUGCAAGCUGCUGGCGAUUUCAUUGCUGUUUAAUCUGCAUUUAUUUUUUUUCAAUUUGUGAUGGUUGCUUAUAUGGUAGGGUGGCAACAUGCUGCCUCAAUGUCGGUGUUAAAGAUUUAUCUUAUAAAGUACAACCAAUCUCUGCAUAAUGCAAUCUGCAACUACAGUUCCUGCUAAUCAGUGGCAGCUGAAGGUACUCAUCUCAGUUUGCUAGAUCUGUUCUUGUCUUUGCCUUAAAUACAAAGCUGACUUUUGCUUUAUUUUGUGCACUGGAGUCUGAGGUCUGCGUGUCCACAGAGGCCGUAGCUUGAUGAUGGCUUUCACUAAUGCACGAGGGAUGGUUUGUUCUGAUCAUAACGAUGCACGUGCACGGUGGCUUGCAAAAUGUUCUCCAGAUGAGUCGGAUCGAAGCGCGACUCAGACUGCAGUGUUACGCUGCUGUACAGGUGGGGAGAGUACUCUCAGUAUUCUUUUAAUACGUGUUGAAAUAUAUCAGCAGAAAAUUCUUUCCAUUCUACUGAAAUUUGAUAUGACAGAAGAUUUAUUUUAUGAGCACAGAGGCUGGGUGUAUCUGAAAUUUUGUAACUUGUUGUUUUUAAAUAAUAAACCUUAAACAAGCAACCAGUUGUGACCAGUUAAGGUGGUGUAGAUUUUUCAGUCUUAUUAGCCAACCUGUUUUUCUGAACCUGCUAUGUUGUCAUUUUCCUUUCAGCAUUAAUUAAUAAAAAUGUGAAUUUAGUGAUGUAAACUAACAUUCUAGGCUGUUUUUAUCAGUUUUAUCAUACUUCGGGUUGUGAAUAAGUAACAAAUAUGAAUAAAAUCUCACUUUUGAGCCUG
Cygnus atratus (black swan) is the source of this 4380-nucleotide messenger RNA. It is a transcript of the gene WASF3, whose product is annotated as WASP family member 3. The transcript is spliced from 12 exons. The record is from RefSeq and is a predicted model, not a curated record. Gene Ontology annotation, biological process: actin cytoskeleton organization; positive regulation of Arp2/3 complex-mediated actin nucleation. NCBI's taxonomy places the organism in Eukaryota, Metazoa, Chordata, Aves, Anseriformes, Anatidae. The coding region runs from base 411 to 1910 and encodes 499 amino acids. Gene Ontology annotation, molecular function: Arp2/3 complex binding; actin binding; protein kinase A regulatory subunit binding. Gene Ontology annotation, cellular component: cytoskeleton.